Messenger RNA from Cucurbita maxima (winter squash), 2963 nucleotides. RefSeq names its product UBP1-associated protein 2A-like. Bases 154 to 1665 code for a protein of 503 amino acids. Gene Ontology annotation, molecular function: RNA binding. The record is from RefSeq and is a predicted model, not a curated record. The transcript has 2 exons. NCBI's taxonomy places the organism in Eukaryota, Viridiplantae, Streptophyta, Magnoliopsida, Cucurbitales, Cucurbitaceae.
UUGCGGACCGCCAUUUCCAGAGGUCCACAAAAGCUCUCAAUCUCAAUUUCUGAUCUCAAGACCUAAUCCUCUUAUCGUCACUGCUUCCCUUUGCUUUCUUUCAUUCUCUGUAAAACCCUAGACCCCCCCCGUCAAAGCUUCCUCUACUCUUCCAUGGCAAGGAAGCGAAAGCUCGACUCCUCCAAAUCCUCCGAGCCUCCUAAGAAGCUCCAACAGCAAGAAGCUCAAGCCGUCCUCGACGAGUCCAAGCCCCAGAAUGAACCCCUCAAGGAAGUCGUUGCUGAGGAUCUUUCGAAUUACGAGGUGGUCGAGGAAGAAGACGAUGCCGGUCAAGACGAUGCCGAUCAAGACGAUGAUAACGAGGGGGAGGAGGAGGAGGAGGAGGAGGAGGAGGAGGAGGAGGAUGACGACGACGACGACGACGACGAGGAUGAUGAAGGCGAUGCGAAUGUCAAUAACCACCAUCAAGACCCCAAUAUUUCCUCCUCCUCCGCCGCUGCUGCAACUACUUCUGACGACGACGAAGACGAGCCAAUUCACAAUCUCUUGGAUCCUUUCGGCAAGGACCAGCUUAUAAAUCUGCUUUGCGAAGCGUCGGAGAAGCAUGCGGAUGUGGCUGAAAGGAUUCGAACGGUUGCUGAUGCGGACCCGACCCACCGCAAGAUUUUUGUUCACGGGCUAGGAUGGGAUACAAAUGCCGAAACUUUGGUCAGUGUGUUUAAGGAAUAUGGUGAGAUUGAGGACUGCAAAGCUGUGUGUGAUAAGGUCUCUGGUAAGUCCAAGGGUUACGGUUUCAUCCUCUUCAAGAAGCGCAGUGGGGCUCGGAAAGCUCUCAAGGAACCCCAGAAGAAGAUUGGCAAUAGGAUGACUGCCUGUCAGUUGGCUUCGGUCGGGCCUGUUCCAACGUCUAGUGCGGUGGCAGCCCCCCAAGGACCACCUGCUUCCGAAUAUACGCAGAGGAAGAUUUAUGUGAGCAAUGUCGGAGCUGAUGUUGACCCCCAGAAGUUGCUCACUUUCUUUUCCCAGUUCGGUGAAGUUGAUGAAGGACCAUUGGGGCUUGACAAGACGACGGGCAAGCCUAAAGGUUUCUGUCUAUUUGUGUACAAGACGAUAGAAAGUGCGAGAAAGGCAUUGUUGGAGCCCCACAAAAAUUUUGAGGGUCAUGUCUUGCAUUGUCAGAAGGCGAUCGACGGUCCCAAGCCAGGGAAGUCUCAGCACCAGCAUCAUACACAAAAUGCGCCGUUUCAGAGGAAUAAGAAUCCUAAUUAUGCAAGUGGGGCGACAUCUGGAUCGGGACACUUGAUGGCACCUGCAGGGCCUGGUGUUGGUUAUAACCAUGGACCUCCACAAGCAUUGAACCCGGCUCUUGGCCAGGCCCUUACUGCUUUGCUGGCGGGUCAGGGUGCUGGGUUGGGACUGACUAAUUUGUUAGGGACAAUCGGAUCUACUUCAGGGCUUAAUCCAGCCAUACAAGGCGCUGGACCUGGAGUACAAAGUGGGUAUGGGAGUCAAGCAAAUAUAAGCCCUGGAGUGAUGGGAUAUGGAAGUCAAAGUGGUGUGCAGGGUGGAUAUCCAACCCAACAUAUGGGACAGGGUGGAACUGGAAGAGGAGGGCAGCAUGGGGUUGGGCAGUAUGGUGGUCCUGGCGGUUAUAUGGGGCAUUAGUGCCUCGAUGCGAUAUUAGCUAUUGUUAUAGAAGGAUAUGACCUUAGAUUGAACAAAAAAUGGCAUUUGUGGAGUAAAAGAUUGGUUGGUUGAAAUACUUCUGUUGGUGACAGGACUAUUAGAUUGUAACAAUAAGACAUCCCUUUUCUUAUGUUGUAGGCUGAUUUCACUAACUAAUAUUGCUGUCUGAUUCCAUUUAAGAAUGGUAAUGGCUGUGGGAUUUUCAUGAUGUACUCAUUGAACUUGUUUUAACUAUGUAUUUCUGUUUGUGCUUAUUUUAGGUUCCCUGUGUUUAAAUUAAGUUUUGUAGUUUUUGUGUUGCGUAUAGUUCUUGGAAUUAGUCAGAAUAGUAAGAUGCAAGUUCCAACAUCUAAGCUUGACUCAUGAUUUUUCUGACUUUUUGAUGUUAGUAUCCUAGGAUGAUGUAAUUGAUCUGUUACUUUCUUAUGUUGAAGGUUUUCUAGAGUUUGGCAAUUUUAUAUCUAAACAUUAUUUAACUACAAUCCAUUUUUUAGCUGUUUAGCACUCUUUUUGAAACCAUCCAUGGGAGUGCAAUAGAAUGCUUUAAAUUCUGUUUUAAGAUUUUGGAGAGAAGCUCUUGCUUCUUUCAAUUCAAAGCUUCAAUAUAAAAGUUAUUUGCUUUCUUCCUCCUUUUACCUUUCUUCUUCUUCCUUGUUUUAUUCCUCCAUUUUCUUUAGAAGCUAAUAUUUUUCCACUUUAGCAUGCUAUAAACCAAUUUAGGUCUCAUGUUUAGUACUUUACCUGUUUUCUUGGGAUAAGGAUGUGGGAAGUGAUCUUGAUUUGUGACAGUUUUCUACUCACUUUUUGUAGCCCAAUGAUGGUUUUCCCCAUCUUCAUAUCAUAACUAAAAGUAUUUAUCGGAAGGCAAAACAUCUUUCUUCUCCACAUGAUAUCCUGAAUUUAAAUAGCCCUAUUGAACAAUUUGAAAAGGAUGUUUCUGAAAAUUUUUGUUUUCUGAAAUUAUACUUUCAUGCUAUGUUAUUCGUUGUGCAGAUCUCACUCAUAUGUGCGACAGUAUUUUUGUACUGAUCAGGUGAUUCUCUGAAGUUUAAGGAGCUGAUGCAAAUGACGUUUUCGACCCUCUUCAUUUAAGCUUUGUUUUAAAUCUGUAGUUUUUGAUCUAUUGAAGAUUUGUCUCAAAGAUUUGGAUCAGUUUUAGUACUUUUGAGUAAAACUAUGUAACCUCCUCUAGCUCAAUGGUUGACCAAAAAUAUUUCAAACUCUUUCGCCCCUAUGGUUUUAAUAGAUCUUGCACUUGACAGUGAGGUUAUGGUUUA